Molecule: messenger RNA, 3111 nt
Organism: Linum tenue
Lineage: Eukaryota; Viridiplantae; Streptophyta; Magnoliopsida; Malpighiales; Linaceae
Source: the annotation of a GenBank genome assembly
AUGAACACUCCACCACCACUGAAGCUUCAUCAUCUAUGGCUGAAAUUGAUGACCACACUAGUGUUGCCUCUCUGCUUCUCAACCUUCACCGUUUCCUGGUCUAACGAAUUCGACUCUCCAUCCGAUCAUUAUAACCCCUCCCUAACUACAACAUACACAUACAACAGGUUCACCGAGAUUCAACACAGGUGUGGUGAUGGUGUCGGCAGAAGCAGCAGCAGCACUCUCCUCCCAACAUCAUCGCCGCCGCUGCUUUCUCCACUGGCUUCUGAUGACAACAGAGGCAGCAGGAUUAGGAACGAGCUGUCGUUCGUUAGUGGAGAUUGGGUUCAGGAAUCCGAUGGUGGUUCACCAUUGCCACAAUUAUCUGCUCAUCAUGAUCCACUAUCCACUUCUCUGUUCAGGUUGGCUUCUUUCCAGGUCACGGAUGUCGAUUCGGUCCGUCGGUCCAACGACAUGGUCAGUGUCAGUGGGAGGCUGGUGCUGUCCCUGACGGAUGGUCCUGGAUUCCGGUACAGGGCUCAGUCUGAUGAUGGUGGCUUCGGAAGGUCUUCAAUGGGGUCUGAUGGCUUUUCUGUUCAUCUUGAAGGGGUCUACUUUGAAGUGAAUGGAGAAAGGGUAAUGUGCUUUCUUGGUAACACAUCAAUGCCUUCUUCCCCUUUCAUGAACGGAUUGAAUACCGAUCUUGCUUAUCGUCGCAAAUCUCGAGGAUGUAACUGCGAGGGAGAGAAAAAUCAGCAGGUUCCUUUGGUUCAGAAUGAUCAGAUUAUGCUGGUUUUGAGGUAUCCAAAGGUGUUCACCUUUAGUAGCAGGGGUGUUUUUGGUGAAAUGAUGAGCUUUGGGAACAAAGAUAAAGGGAAUUACUUUGAUAAGGUUUACAUUUCUUCUCAAUUGAGCAGCACUACUUCUAAGUAUCAAUUCUCGGCUGAUGAACAACUUUUAUCAGAAGUUUGCAGCUCGAACUCGAAUCGGGACAAGGUCAAGUUGUAUGAAGGAGAUGGUUUCUGUCACACUCUAAAAGACAUGCUAAACAAUGAGAUUCUGGACUUGGUAGUACAAUCGACAGGAUCGAGCAUGAAUCAAAGCAGCAGCAGCAAGCUCGGGCCAUUCGUCCUCGAGAGCAGCAGUAUGGCUAGUAAUGCACCACUAGGGCUCCUCAUCCAUCAUGUGCAAUGUCAACAACAUGAUGAUGGGAACGUGAAAGCUGCUAAAGUGGCUGCUGUGUUGAGAAUUGUCCCUUCUUCGGAUAGAUUCGGUACUAGUAGAGGAAGAACUGGACUAUCCACCAUGACACUUUCUGCAGAAGGGAUAUGGAGAAGUGGUCAAGAGCUUUGCAUGGUUGCUUGUGUAGGAAGCAACACUAAACAUCGUAAUUCCUCUACUAGCAGAUCGUGUGACUCGAGGGUAUGCUUGUCGAUCCCUCUCGAGCUCUCCAUCAAGGAGAGAAGGCUCCUCUUUGCUUCAGUCUCAAGCAAUACUGGAGAUAGUGAGACUGAGUUCCCUGCUCUGCUGUUUGAAAAGGUAAUCCGUCCUAGCGAGCUUUCUUACAGGCACUACAUGAAACAGUCAUACAAAUACUCGGAACUUGUUAUUAUGCAAGCAAGGGCUUUCGAGAGAAGGACAGGUAGUAGGACUUCCUUUCCUGAUUUAGGGGUUUCUCUCCUUAAAUACCCAUCCUUGGGUAGAAAUGGAGUCUCCACCUUGGCUCAGCUAGCAGAGGAGUUUACAAUCAAUGUAGGAGCCGUCCACGAGAAGAAACUAAUGAAGGCUUCUGUUGAGCUAGAGAUUCUCUCUUUAGGCUCAUACGUUCGUGGCGACGAUCAACAAAGGAACCACCAGAGGGUUCACAAAGAAGAAGAAGAAGAAGACGACACGAUUGAAGUUUCUGGGCUUCUCAAACUCGAGGCUUCGAACAGCAUCUCGCUCUCCUUCGAAGGUAUCUACAACAAACUCACUGGAGAGAUGCAUCUAGUUGGCUGCAGAGACAUUAGAAAUGUCAGCAGCAUUGAAGAAGGGAUGGAUUGUGAAUAUGAGAUCAGAGUGGAGUAUCCCUCUACAAACACAAGGUGGAUGCUGAAUCCCAAGGCUAGAAUCUCAAUCCACAGCAGAAGAGACAGUUCAGAUCCAUUCUACUUCCCUUCAAUCAGUUUAACAACACAUCCCAUUCCUUAUAUGAAUGAACACGAUGACAUGAGGUACCGAGCCACAUUCGAGACAACGCUUCAUGUACUGAUGCUGACAUCUGCAGUUGUGCUUAUACUCAGACAGGUGAGCUACAUGGAAACCACCACCAACAUUGCAGCUUAUGUAUCCGUCGUCACGCUUGGCAUCCAAGCUAUGGGCUAUGGCAUUCCGCUCCUGACCAGCACAGAAGCAAUGUUUCCGUGGAAGGUCGUUUCGCCCCACCCACGAACCCACGUUGAACCCGACUUUUCGAUCAAGAUCCUUCUCUUCGUUGCCUUGCUGCUCACUCUAAAGCUCUCGAACAAAGUUAAACUGUCGCGUGGAUUGUCACGCGACAACGGUAGAGCUCUAAACAGGAGGGAUUUGAGAGCUCUGUUCAUCACUCUAGCCAUUCUUGCAGCUUGCAUUCUGUUCCUACAAACGCUCCCCAUCCUCACAAAUCCUGCUGCAGAACAAGCUUUCAAGCCAGCUGAUGACUACUUCCCCGAGGAGAAAACAAUGCACCGGUCCAGAUCAGAAAUCAUGUCGACAACAAGGACGAUGGAUGGGCUUGGCAUUGACUAUGAUGGGAUCGUUCAGGAUCUAUUUCUUGUUCCACAAGUUAUUGGGAAUGCCUUGUGGAAACUGCAGGGUAGUAGUAAUGGUGGUAGUAAACGGGCCUUGACCGGUUCGUACUACAUUGGGUUCACGGUGUUGAGGGUGCUGAUCAAAGUGUAUGAAUGUGUGAGGGAUCCUGUGCUUUAUGGCAAGGAAAUGGCUUACGGUGAGACCGCGGCGACGAUGGAGGAUUACUCUGGCAAUCUGAUCAGCAACAUGGUUGUGGCAGCUGGUGUGAUUGCUGUAGCAGUGGUUGUGCAUUUGCAGCAGAAGGGUGGUGAUGAUGAGGACCAGCAGAAAGUUGACAGGAAAAGGAAAGGGUGGUGGUGA